Molecule: messenger RNA, 2169 nt
Organism: Colletotrichum orchidophilum
Lineage: Eukaryota; Fungi; Ascomycota; Sordariomycetes; Glomerellales; Glomerellaceae
Product: fungal specific transcription factor domain-containing protein
Exons: 6
Coding region: 1-2169 (722 amino acids)
Biological process (GO): positive regulation of transcription by RNA polymerase II; DNA-templated transcription
Molecular function (GO): zinc ion binding; sequence-specific DNA binding; DNA-binding transcription factor activity, RNA polymerase II-specific
Source: RefSeq, a predicted model, not a curated record
AUGCCGCGAUCUAGUUUCUCAGAUAACCCCCUGCUGCGGGUAUCGCGGCCUGUCUCGGCCUGCUCGCGAUGUCGAGCUGCAAAAGUCAAGUGUGAUGGAAAGCUUCCAGCCUGUACUGCCUGUGAGAAGGCAGGCCGUGAGAAUGAGUGUUCCUCCGCCAAUGACCAGUUUGCCAGGGGCAAGGAGAGAAGUUAUGUAGCGGCUUUAGAGCUCAGAGUCGAAAAGCUGGAGAAGCGGUUGGCUUUUGCCAGAUCGCGCAAGGCGUCGGUUAAUCUCCAUGAUAUCGACGAAGCGACGGCGGCUCCUGCUGACCGUAAGGAUUCUCUGGCCAACAUCCGAGCCGCUAUUCACCGUAAGGCUGCCCGUAAGAGGGAGGACUCGGAUGUCAACGCACUUGUAUCUGACUUUGGCUUCCUAUCUGUCAACGCAACGACCCGCGACUUUGAGCCAUCUGUGAGCGGCAUGACGUUCGCUCGCUUGGUGCUGGCUGCCGCAACUAACGAUGAGGUACCGGAUCCGGCUGAAGACAGUUUCCCAACCAGAGCCGAGGCCUUUGCCACUAUUCAGUAUUACAUGGCCAACAUUUACUCGCUUUUUCCGUCCUUCUCGGAAACUCACCUGCUCACCGUCUUGGAUGAUGUCUAUCAGCAAGACGAAAGAGUCAAGGACAGGCUCAAGGACGCUGACUUCUGGCUGUUGUACAUGGUUCUCGCUAUCGGAUACACGGCCCAGAGCAGAGACAAAAACGACGACUACAUUCGGCGCGGUCUCGACUUUGUUGCUCGCGCUCUGCCUUUCGCCGAUAAAGCGCUGAUGCCUGGGUAUCCCAGUCAGAUCCAGUCGCUCAUCCUCUUCACGCAAUACUCAAUGCUUGACCCAGGCCAUUUUGACAGCUGGUAUUUAAUCGGAUUCGCGAGUCGCGCCGUGGUGGACUUGGGAUUUCAUCAAGAUCCGCCUCAACUUCAGGUCCCAGACAAGGCUGCUCUUGACCUCCGGAGGAAAAUGUUUUACUGUGUUUACGCACUCGACCGGACAAUCAGCAUGAUUCGCGCCAGAUCCUUUUCAUUCACUGAUGACUCGAUCAACGUCGAGUAUCCCAGCAACUCUGGCUUGACUUCGGGGCCGAUUACUGGCCCCCAAUCAGCAGACUCGGCCUUGGUAUUAUUCCAGCUUCGUCGACUACAAUCUGAAUGGUAUCAAACGCUCCACCAGGGAGACGCGGCGCCGCUUUCAGACGCCGCCUCUUUCAUAUGGCAGAUGUGCCUGGAGAUGAGAGAGUGGCAUGAGUCCCUGCCUGACAAUCUCCCCUCGGGCAUCCGCGAGUUCUUCGAGCUCGAGCUGAGAUACAGCUACAUCUACUGCCUUGCGCCUAGCGAUCGCUCGCCACACCUGACUAAUUACGCCCGCAAACUAAUUUUUGAACACGCCAUCGCAUACAUGAACACAAUCCACAACGUCGUCCACAGCUCCAUCAAUACGGCCUUCUACUCCUCCCUUGACGCUCUCAAAGUCUACUUUGUGGCGAUGCAGUUCUUCACCAGCUUCAACGCCGCGCGCGAGCUGCUAAUCUCGGAGCAAAGAAUCAUUCCACCCAUCACUCGUCCAGGCACCGCUCCCCCGCCACCCUUACCGCACCGACCGGCUGGCGGCGAGGACAGUUUGGACAGAAGUAUGCGAUGCUUGCAGCAGGUUGUGGAAACACUCGGAAGAUACUCCCAGCGAUGGGAUAUUGCAUCACAGCUGAAGACUAACUUUGAAACGAUAUCAUCGGAGUUGUUCUCAUGGCUUCAAGUGCGUCGGCAGAUGAGAGAGCAAGGACAGCUGCCUCAACAACACCAGCAACCGCCACAGCAGCAUCAGCAAUCGCCUAGUCAAUCGCAGCAGCAGCAGCAGCAGCAGCAACAACAGCCACUUUACCACCUACAUCAACAGUCUUCGCCCAUACCUCAUGGCCACUCGCCACCGCAUGGUCAACACCCUCAGCAUGCUCAACAUCCAUCUUAUCCACCUCAUCCUCAUCCUCAAGCCCUCAUGGCGUCACCACAGGUGCCGAUGCCAGGCAUGAUGCAGCAUCAGCUCCCGGGGCAACCAAUGAUGCAGUACAGAUGGGUCGGCGAUGGAGCAGGGCAGAUGAUGCCUGGGCCUCCCGAACAGGGUCCGCCAAUGUGA